UUGUUCUGUUUCCAUGUAAUCCACAGCAAGACGCGUUCGGCCUGUACGCUCUGUACAGUAAGAACAAGCCUCGGUCUGAUACGCUGUUGGCCAGCCACGGAAACAGCUUCUUCAGGAACAAGCAGCUGGUGCUGGGAGAUAAGAUGGACCUGGCCUCCUACCUGUUAAAGCCCAUUCAGAGGAUGGCUAAAUACGCUCUCCUCCUCAAAGACCUGAUCAAGGAGGUGAGCGAGGCGCAGGAGACAGAGCUGGGCUCCCUCCGAGCCGCCGCGGAGAUGGUCAAGUUCCAGCUGCGUCACGGCAACGACCUGCUCGCCAUGGACGCCAUUCGAGACUGUGACGUGAACCUGAAGGAGCAGGGUCAGCUGGUCAGACAGGAUGAGUUCUGGAUCUGGUACGGCAGGAAGAAGUGUCAGCGACAUGUCUUCCUGUUUCAAGACCUGGUGCUGUUCAGUAAACCCAAACGCAUCGAAGGAGGACUGGACGUUUACAUCUACAAACACUCCUUUAAGACGGCAGACGUGGGGAUGACAGAGACAUCUGGGGACAACAGUCUUCGUUUCGAGGUGUGGUUCAGACGCAGGAGCAGUAAGAACCAGACGUAUGUCCUGCAGGCCUCCAACACAGACAUCAAACACGCCUGGACCAACAACAUCGCACGUAUCCUCUGGCAGCAGGCUACCCGGAAUAAAGAGAUCCGUAAUCAGGAGAUGGUUUCCAUGGGGGUGGGUAACAAGCCGUUCCUGGACAUUAAACCCAGUGAUGCUGCCAUCAACGACAGGGCUAUAGACUACAUCAUGAAGGGACGAGGUGCCAGAACUCGAGCCUCCAUUGCCGUGUCCCUGUUCGACCACUCCAACCCUUUCAAGCGGACAGCGUCGAGUAACGGGGGGUCUGGUGGCGGGGCCCCUGCUGCGUCUGGCUCCUGCACUCUCCUGGGGCCCCUCAACCUGCACAUGUACAGCAGCCACAGCCAGGCCCUGCUGCCCGGGGGAGAGAGGCCCUUCAUCAGCCCGUGUCUGGAGGAGGACGAGAUGGAGCACGAGACCAGCAGCCAGCCAUCCAUGACUACAGAGAGCUCAGGUUCAUCGUCCCACUGUCUGUCCGGCAGCGGCUCCAGUGGUUCAGACAGUGGCUGUGUGUCCAGCCACCUCCCUGAGGCCAGUUUAUCUGAGGAUCCCUCGUUCCCCUGCCGUCCCCCGUCCGACGCCGUGACCUCCCCCAGCCUGCCCAAAGACAAGCCGCACUACAACAGCCAGUACAUUUCAGCCGUCUGAUAUCCAGAAAGACGCUAUUUCCAGGCCAAGGAAGACAGACGAGACAAAUACGUGUUCGUUUUCUCGCUGCCAUAGCAGCAACUCUCAUCUCACAUGGACACUGUAAAGAGCUGGGACUGUUUCUAAACAAAAAGAAAAGCCACUUUUGAGCAUAGCUUUUCUAUUGUUUCUUUUUUAAAGUUAAUUUAAAUAUUGUUAUAUUUUUCUUCCCAAAAGUACUGGUGGCUGCAGUCGUUUUUGUCCUGUACUAUAUUGGGUUAUUCUGUAAAUAAUUAUUUUAAUAGUUUCCUGUGAAUUUAUGAAUGGUUUGUUUCUUUAUCAUCUUGUUGACCACUUUUACUGCAACUUCUGAUUCACCUGUUGAUUGAUGUUAUACCCUGGGAUGAAAGGCUAGUUCUGGUUCACCUGUUGAUUGGUGUUAUACCCUGGGAUGAAAGGCUAGUUCUGGUUCACCUGUUGAUUGGUGUUAUACCCUGGGAUGAAAGGCUAGUUCUGGUUCACCUGUUGAUUGGUGUUAUACCCUGGGAUGAAAGGCUAGUUCUGUUAUACCCUGGGAUGAAAGGCUAGUUCUGGUUCACCUGUUGAUUGGUGUUAUACCCUGGGAUGAAAGGCUAGUUCUGGUUCACCUGUUGAUUGGUGUUAUACCCUGGGAUGAAAGGCUAGUUCUGGUUCACCUGUUGAUUGGUGUUAUACCCUGGGAUGAAAGGCUAGUUCUGGUUCACCUGUUGAUUGGUGUUAUACCCUGGGAUGAAAGGCUAGUUCUGGUUCACCUGUUGAUUGGUGUUAUACCCUGGGAUGAAAGGCUAGUUCUGGUAUACCCUGGGAUGAAAGGCUAGUUCUGGUUCACCUGUUGAUU
This is a messenger RNA of Oncorhynchus gorbuscha (pink salmon), 2133 nucleotides long. RefSeq names its product puratrophin-1-like. Lineage: Eukaryota; Metazoa; Chordata; Actinopteri; Salmoniformes; Salmonidae. The record is from RefSeq and is a predicted model, not a curated record. The coding region runs from base 144 to 1277 and encodes 377 amino acids. Gene Ontology annotation, molecular function: guanyl-nucleotide exchange factor activity. The transcript has 8 exons.